Messenger RNA from Brachypodium distachyon (stiff brome), 5397 nucleotides. RefSeq names its product protein transport protein SEC16A homolog. The transcript has 13 exons. Gene Ontology annotation, cellular component: endoplasmic reticulum exit site; ER to Golgi transport vesicle membrane. The coding region runs from base 258 to 4922 and encodes 1554 amino acids. Gene Ontology annotation, biological process: COPII vesicle coat assembly; autophagy; Golgi organization. The record is from RefSeq and is a predicted model, not a curated record. Lineage: Eukaryota; Viridiplantae; Streptophyta; Magnoliopsida; Poales; Poaceae.
GGUAAAAAAAAAAAAAAACGAGUCCCUCCUAAGUUGCACGUCCGUCCCCCGUCGCGUCGCGUCGCGUCUUCCACCGGAGGAAUCCAAAUCAAAAUCAGGUCUUGUCUUCGAUCGAGAUCCAAAAUCCAGUCUCCCCCACUCCCCUCCGACGAUCCCACCGUCCCCGUCGUCCCGCCCGCGGCGACUCCUUCCUCGAUCCACCGCCGCCGCGGCGCCGGAUCUGGGCCGGCCUCGAUCCAAACCCUAGUUCGCCGCUGAUGGCGUCCGAUUCCGACGACGCCGACUUCUUCGACAAGCUAGUCGACGACGACGAUGACGACCAAGUGGUGCCCCCCGCUGCCGCCGCCCAAGCCGCAUACGCAGCGGUGGCGGACAUCUCGUCCCUCUCCCUGGCCGAUGACGCGGUCGACGAGCCCGAGCUGCCCGCGGCGGCGACGGCUCCGGCUGACGCUGCGGAUCCUCCUCCGGCCCUGACUCCUCCCAAGGCUGGGGACGAUGUGCCGGCAGUGCCCUCUGACGCGGAGGUUCUGGCCGCGCUGCCGGAGGUGAAGGCUGCUGCCGUGGCGGCGGUCCCUAAGACGGAGGCUGUGGCGACGCCGGAAGGCGGGUCGCCAGGGUCCGGGAAGGCCGUCCGCACCACGGUCAAGCAGGUGCAGUGGAGCGUGUUUGGCGCCGACAGCAGCGCAGAGGCAGAUCCGUUCGGGGACUUGUUGGCGGACGGGGCCGGUGGUGAUUCCUUUUUUGGAGUCAGCGGAGCCCAGGUCCAGGAACCGCGGAGUUCAGUUGCCGCUGCGGGCAGUGUUGGAGCAGCUCCUGCCGACCACGGCUUCUUUAGCGGAGUAGGUAACAAUGCCAUUUCACAACCGGGUUGGGGAGCCCGUGCCGGGGGCUUCUUGGCGGAUGGUGCUGCUGGUGACGAAGCUGCGUUCUUUGGAGCUAGUGUCGUGGAGGACCAGGGUGUGCAGACGGGUUCGGUUGUGGCGACAAGCGGUGUUGGAGCGGCAUAUCAUGGCUUCUUCAAUGGUGUGGAUAGCAGCGCCAAUUCUUCACAGUCGUAUAUGGGUGCUAGCGCUUUUGAGUCUGCGGAUCAGAACACCAAUGUGCAGUCGGAGUGGGCUAGUGGGUCUGUGAACUCCUCGGAACCCAACUAUCUGGAGAAUCGCUACCCUGGCUGGAUGUUCGACGAGGCAACACAGAACUGGUAUCAGGUGCCUACUACCAGUGCUCAAGGUUUUGCUGAUUAUGGUGGUGCUGUAACGGCUGUUGGGAGUGGCAAUGUUCAGCAGCUGCAGCAGCAGCUUAGUGGUUCGUACAUGCAUAACUCUUCACAGGCAGGGCUAGAGACCAUUGCAGAGGAGGGCGGUACCACUGUCAUGACCUGGGGUCAGGAUCAGAGCAGUGCAGUUGCUGCAGAGUACCCGCCAAACAUGCUAUUUUACGCAGAGUACCCUGGAUACUACUUUGACACCAACACCCAGGACUGGUACACGCUCGAGUCAUAUCAGCAAAGUUUUGCUCAGGUUGCAACUGCCACAGCGGCUUCAGAUGCAUUUGUAGGGCACAAUGUAGGUAAUGCCAUGAAUUCUCAGGCAAGUAACUUCAAUCAGCAAAACCAAUGGCAGCAGUCUUCCUACAGUUCCCAUCAGCACACGGAGACUCAGAUUACUCAGCAGGCUAAUACUGAGCCUUCGGAACCCUCUACAAAUUACCGGACUGGUAUCAACACAUUCGUGCCUUCGUUGGAACCCUCUAUGAAUCAUAGUACUAGCGUUAGCACAUUCAUGCCUUCUACAAGUCAAUACAGUAGUGGUGAGAGCCACCAAGUUAGUCACAAGGGCUUCGAACCUACUAGCUAUCAGAACGUUCAGAAGGGUUUUGAACCGUAUAAAAGCAACCAAAGUACCUUUACUAACCAUGACAGUGGGUACAAGGUAUCUGAACCUUCAACAGGUCAUCAGGGGUUCAAACCUGUUGCAAACAACCAUAAAAGCACAGGAUUUGUACCGUCUACAGGUCACCAGAUUGCCCACAGGGAAUUUGAACCUUCUAAAGAUAAUCAAGCUUAUCAUGUGGCGCACGAACCUUCAGUAGCCCAUGGUUAUGUCAAUUCAAAUGGCUUUGCUGAGCAACAAACAUUUGUUCCUUCAACAACAGGAAGCAUGUACCAGACACAAACACACAUCGAUCCUGCAGCACACAUGCAUUUAACAAACAACUAUUUGAUCAGCGAGAACUCCAUGAACUUUGCUCAGCAGCAACCAGUAUCUCAACAAUUUGGUUACUCCCCCCACCAAGAGAGGUCAUCAGCUGGACGCCCACCACAUGCUCUGUUUGCGUUUGGAUUUGGCGGGAAGCUUGUAGUUAUGAAAGAGACCAGCUCAAUGACUACAAGCUUUGACAGCGGUAAUCAGGGCAAUUCUCGUGGCAUGGUGUCAAUUCAUAAUAUAUCAGAGAUUGUUGCUGAUAAAAUUGAUCAAUCAAGCAUCACCAAUGGCAGCGCACUUGGCUACUUCCAUGCUUUGUGUCGUCGACCUAUUCCUGGCCCCCUUGUUGGCGGAAGUCCUGCAACAAAGGAUGUGAGUAAAUGGCUUGAUGAGAUUAUUGGAAGCUAUGAGUCUUCUGUAAGGGAAUUCCAAGGAGGGGAUGUUCAGAAGCUGCUUGUUUCAUUGCUGAAAAUAUCAUAUCAACACUAUGGAAAACUGCGUUCAUCAUUUGGCUCAGACCCAUUGCAGGAGGGUAUGGAUGGCCCAGACACAGCAGUAACAACACUAUUCUCAUCAUGCAAUAGUAAUAGUGCGCAUAUAAGAGAAUAUGGAGCCAUUACCCAUUGCAUGAAAAAUAUUCCCUCAGAAAACCAGAUACAGGCUACUGCUCAAAAUGUUCAAAGUCUUCUAGUUUCUGGUAGAAGGAAAGACGCACUUCAGUAUGCGCAGGAAGGUCAGCUUUGGGGACCUGCACUAGUCCUUGCUUUACAACUCGGUGAUAAGUUUUAUGCUGAUACUGUGAAGAAAAUGGCUUACAGCCAUUUCAUGUCUGGAUCACCUUUGAGGACAUUGUGUCUUCUUAUUGCUGGACAACCUGCAGAUGUUUUUCAUGCUGAAAACCCUAUCGAUGCCAAUUAUGGUACUUUGCAUAGGCCACAAGAGGCUGCAGAGGGUACUCCGAAGGGCAUGCUGGAUGACUGGCAACAGAAUUUGGCUAUUAUAACUGCAAACAGGACGAAAGGCGAUGACCUUGUAAUUACUCACCUUGGGGAUUGCCUUUGGAAAGAGAAAAAUGAGGUUGCAGCUGCUCAUUCAUGCUAUUUAGUUGCCGAGCUAAAUAUUGAUGCGUAUUCUGAAACUGCAAGAAUGUGUCUCCUUGGUGCAGACCACUUGAGAUGUCCUCGCACAUUUACCAGUCCUGAAGCUAUCCAGAGAACAGAGUUGUAUGAAUAUGCGAAAGUUCUCGGUAAUUCUCAGUAUAUCCUCCUGCCAUUUCAACCAUAUAAGCUGGUAUAUGCAUAUAUGCUCGCUGAGGUUGGGAAGAUCUCUGAUUCACUAAGGUACUGCCAAGCAUCUCUGAAGGUGUUGAAAGCCUCUGGCCGUGCGCCUGAACUAGAAGCAUGGAAGCAAUUGUUUUCAUCCCUGGAGGAGAGGAUACGCACCCACCAGCAGGGUGGAUAUGGCACAAAUCUUGCUCCGGCAAAGCUUGUUGGAAAGCUUUUCACAUCACUUGAUAAAUCUUUGUCCCGCAUGAUGGGUACACAACCUACAUCAUUGCCGCCAUUGGCGCAGCCAAUGCCGCCAUUGGCACAGGGAUCUUCUACUGAAAGAGAUUUAUAUUCUGCUCCUCCAGCUACGAAUUUUGUAAAUAACAAUCAGUCAGCAACGCCUAUGUCAUUUUCUGCGUCAGAGCAGUCUAUGAGUGACAUGACAGGAAAUAGUGGUCCUGACAGGAAAGGCACACACAACAGAAGUGUCUCUGAGCCAGACUUCAACAGAGCCCCUCAACAGGGCACAAGAUCAGAUAAUCCACAAAGCACAUCAGGUUCAGGCAAUUCACGUUUUGGAUGGUUACUGCAGAAGACAAUGGGAUUGGUCUCAAAAUCUCCUCACCAGGCAAAGUUGGGGGAACAGAACAAGUUCUAUUAUGAUGAGAAGCUGAAGAGGUGGGUGGAACAAGGUGCUGAGGUCCCGGCUGCUGAGGAGCCGCCUCUUCCCCCACCUCCGACAAAAGCCUCAUUCCAGAACGGUGUUCCAGAUUACAACUUGACUGGCCCCAGCAUUGGAGGCUAUACUGCUAAUGGAUUUGCAGAAACGAAGCCCCCAAAUCCUUCUGAGCUUAUGACAGGGAUGCCACCGAUGCCACCUAGCCAGAACCAGUUCUCAGCACGUGGGAGGGCGGGUGUUAGAUCAAGAUAUGUUGACACAUUUAACAAGGGUGGAGCAGCAACAGCAGCAUCAUAUAACAAACCGGCCAUGCCAUCUAUGAAACCGCUUCCUGGUGCUGGUUUCUUUGUGCCAACUCCUGCUGCCGAUGAACCAAAGCAGACGACCGAGUCAACAGCUGAUGUGCACAGCGCAACUGCAUAUCAGGAUGGCCCAUCUUCCUCCCCUGCGGUGGAGCGAUCCUUCGCUUCCCCACCACCGCCUUUAGUGCCGAUGCAAUCAAGCAUUCAGCGGCAUCCAAGUAUGGACAAUAUCUUGACACCCUCUGGCAGCGGUAAUAGCUCGUUCUCGAAGUCACGAGCAGCCUCAUGGAGUGGAACAUACUCAGACCAGUUGAGCACCACCGCCGCUUCAAGAUCACCAGAUGGACAGACCAUGCAGUCGCCAGUGUUGAUGCCUCCUGGAAGGCAACCUUCUCACAGCCGUUCCCACAGCAACUCGUCCAUCCAGUUGAAUGGUUUGGGAGAGGAUCUUCAGGAGGUAGAGCUCUGAUACUAAAAAAAAACAAGGGUACAAAAAAGAAAAAAGAGGUGCGUUCAUCGUGUAAAUCAAUCGCUCGCGCAAGCCUUGUCUUAAUUUUUCUUUCUCUCUGAUAGCUCUGUAUUUAAUUAAUAUCUAUGAUAUCUAGAAGGCACAAACAGAAAAAAAGGAGUGGCGUCCCUUUUCCUUUUUUUUUGCAUGAGAAAGCAUGAGGAUGCCAUUUGUACAGAUAUAGUUCACUCCUCAUUCAAGCCGGAUGGGAAAAAGGGGAAUAAAUUAAUACCCAGGGAGGGAGGAGUGUGUUAUUAGUAUUAAAGAUGAGAUAGCAAAGAAAGGAAUAUGCACAGAACUAGGUACAUUUUCUGCCUUUAUUUUUUAGAGAUUAUAUUCAUCAUCACUAUGUAACUUGGACGCUUUGGAGCUCAAUAAUUCCCUCUGGUUAUUUGGUAAGCUCAACGAGGCAUCAAUCUAGCCAUAUUUCUUUUGA